Messenger RNA from Nylanderia fulva, 585 nucleotides. Lineage: Eukaryota; Metazoa; Arthropoda; Insecta; Hymenoptera; Formicidae. The record is from RefSeq and is a predicted model, not a curated record.
AUGCCUCCAUGGCCCUUGACUGCGUCUUGUCAAAAAAGGGUCUAUCACCGCGUUUUGGAGAUGAGAGACGGCCUGGAUUGGCAACCACAUUACGUUGCAGAAAUUAAACAAGAGGAAAAAGUUAUAAUAAUGAGACAGUGGGAAAUAUCUGCUAGACGUCAAGGAGCACCGGGAGAACUAACCAGGAUGGCCUUGAGACCGGUUCUGAAUCAAUGGUGUCAGAGGAAGUUUGGAUGUGUGGAUUUUCAUCUCACGCAGAUAUUGUCGGGACAUGGCUGUUUCGGCCAUUAUCUCCAUAGAAUGCAAAAACGAUGGUCACCGAUGUGUCAGCAGUGUGCCAGUCGUGAUGAUACGUGUGAGCAUACAUUGAUCUUCUGUAGUGAGUGGUUUAUAGAACGUCGUAGACUGGUGAGUGCUUUGGACAUUGACAGUGAUUUAUUAAAUUUAAUGAACAUUAUUAAAGAGAUAGUUGUGUCUGAGGACAAGUGGACUGCCUUUAGUGUUUUUGUUCACACUAUUAUGAGUGGUAAGGAGGAGGAUGAGAGGAGUUUGCAGGCUGCUCUCCCCUCACCCACCUCUGAUUAG